Molecule: messenger RNA, 1686 nt
Organism: Juglans regia (Persian walnut)
Lineage: Eukaryota; Viridiplantae; Streptophyta; Magnoliopsida; Fagales; Juglandaceae
Product: protein FAR1-RELATED SEQUENCE 5-like
Exons: 2
Coding region: 1-1686 (561 amino acids)
Biological process (GO): regulation of DNA-templated transcription
Molecular function (GO): zinc ion binding
Source: RefSeq, a predicted model, not a curated record
AUGGAUUCUGACGCGAGACAUGCAGAAAAUGAGGGUGAUGAGGUAGGACAUGCAGAUGAUGAGUAUGAUGAGGUGGUACAUUCAGAUAAUGAGUGUGAUGAAACCAUUGAAGAGCCAAAGGUUGGAAUGGAAUUUUCACCGAUAGAAGAAGUUUGGUCUUACUAUAAGAAGUAUGGUAAGCAGAAGGGGUUUGAGGUGUGUAAAAGGAAUUCUAAACAAGGAGAUGAUGGGAAUGUCAGAUGGCUUACAUUCGUAUGUGCGCGACAAGGCACAUCAAAGAGUAAGGCUGCCAAUAUUCUCAAGCCAAGACAAACAGAGAAGAUAGGAUGUAUGACUAGGAUUAAUGCUACAAUGAAUGGCGAAGGUGGAUAUACCCUAUCUAAAGUAAAGUUGGAACACACACACAUUUGUAGUCCUAGAAAGGCAAGACAUAUGAGAUGCUUUAAGAAGGUUGAUGCUCGUGUGGCUAAGAGGUUCGAAAUAAAUGAUGAGGCAGGAAUACGAAUGUCCAAAAAUUUCAAGGAUGUGGUUGUUGAGGCAGGGGGUUACGAAAAUGUGUCAUUCGGGGAGAAAGAGUGUCGAAAUUACAUUGACAAAGCACAACAACUUCGUCUCAAGGUUGGAGGUGUUGAAGCUUUAUACACCCGGAGUAGAGCUGCAUAUGAAUCAUUUGUGGAUGUGAUUACAUUUGACACAACAUAUCUAACUAAUGCAUAUAAGAUGCCUUUUGCACCGUUUGUGGGUGUGAACCACCAUGGUCAGUCAAUUUUAUUCGGAUGCGGAUUGAUUUCCAAUGAGGAUGCACAUACAUUUGAGUGGUUGUUUGAGUCAUGGUUGAAAUGUAUGAAUGACCAACCGCCAAAGGCAAUCAUCACAGACCAAGACAAGGCAAUGAAAAUUGCAAUUUCAAGGGUGUUUCCAACGUCUAGGCAUCGCUUCUGCUUGUGGCAUAUAAUGAAAAAACUUCCUGAGAAAUUUGGUUCACAUUCUCGAUAUGAGGAUAUCAAAAGUACUCUACAGAAGUACGUGUAUGACUCUUUAAGCCAACAUGAAUUCGAAGAACGUUGGCGUGAUUUGCUCGAUACCUAUGAUCUGCAUGAGAAUGCAUGGUUGGGAUCACUAUAUAGUGACCGGUGUUUUUGGGUGCCGGCCUAUGUUAGAGAUACAUUUUGGGCAGGAAUGUCAACUACACAGCGAAGUGAAAGCAUGAAUGCCUUUUUCGAUGAUUAUGUUAAUUCUAGGACAACUCUCAAACAAUUUGUUGAUCAGUACGAUUCAGCCCUUAGAAGGAAGGUAGAGAACGAAGCAAUUGCUGAUUUUAGUUCAUUUAACACUGAGAUUCCUUGCAUCAGUUGCUAUCCUCUAGAGAAACAAUUUCAAAAAACAUACACAAUUGUAAAAUUCAAAGAAGUACAAGAGGAAUUGCGGGGAUUUCUAUAUUUGACUACCUCGUUUAUGGGAUGUGAGGGCGGUAGAUAUGAGUUCGUAGUUGUCGAUGAAGUUCAAGUGUAUGAUAACUUAUUAAAACGUGCAAACUACAUUGUCAAAGUUAAUGAAGAUCCCUUUGAUGUUAAAUGCAGUUGUAAUUUGUUUGAGUUUAGGGGUAUAUUAUGCAGACAUGCUCUUCGUAUCUUGACUCAGCUAGGCAAGCAUAUAGUUCAAUCAAAAUACAUUUUGGAUUGGUGA